Messenger RNA from Chiloscyllium plagiosum (whitespotted bambooshark), 1319 nucleotides. RefSeq names its product small integral membrane protein 12 (gene smim12). NCBI's taxonomy places the organism in Eukaryota, Metazoa, Chordata, Chondrichthyes, Orectolobiformes, Hemiscylliidae. The record is from RefSeq and is a predicted model, not a curated record.
UUCACCCCCACACCGGCCGGAAGUAUCUCUCCAGGCGUCGUGGCGUGUACUCGAGCCUGGGGAUUCGUGGUGCUGGCGAGGCCGCAGGGAAGCCCAAGGGCAGCCUGUCCUUGCUGGGUGUCCAGGCCCAGCCUCAGCCCCAGCCCCAGCCCCAGCUCCCGGCCCGAGUUCCAGCCCGAGCUCCAGGCCCAGCCUCCCGGCCCUCAGGGGAUGGUAAAGGCUGCGGAUCAGAGAGCGAGGCCGUUCGGCCCGAGCUGCCCCCUUGAUAGAAGUAACCACAUUGUCUUAUUGAAUGACGAGGCAGACACACAGGAGGCUGGAAGAACACAGCAGGCCGGGCAGCAUCAGAGAAACCAACGUUUCAUCCUUUUAGGAAGCCUAUGUCAGAACAAAACCUGUUCCAGAACCAGCCCUGGAAAAAGGGUAAUACCCAAAAGGUUGACUUCUCUACCUCCUGAUGCUGCCUAACCUGCCAUGCUCUUCCAACCUCCAGUGUGCCUGGUUUGGAUUCCAGUAUCUACAGUUUUUUUGACUCUAGGCAGGUUUGAGGGGCUGAAUGGCCUAUUCCUGCUCAUUUAAAAAAAUUCUUAAGCCCUUACCUGUUGCACUACGUCAUGUGGCCUCUCUUGUGGGUUGCUAUCCGUACAUAUGCACCCUAUAUAACCUUUCCUGUGGCUUUUGUAGUUGGGGCAGUAGGAUACAACUUAGAGUGGUUUAUUCGUGGGGAGCAAAAGCAGCCAGUUGAAGAGAAAAGCAUUUUUGAAUUGCGUGAAGAGAGAAAACUUGCUGAAAUCACAGAUAAAGAUUGUACCAAAGUGCUAAGCCUAAAGGACAAACUUGAGUUCACGCCAAGGGCAGUGCUAAACAGGAAUCGACCAGACAAGGCCAGUAAUAGCUAGCCCACAAAAGAAAGCUAUCUUCCAAAUGCAGUUUGUGGAUGCCCGAUGACAGGACGUGUGUUGGAGUUCAAAUGCUCACCUGACUGAGAUUUUCCGAUUUCAGGGGAAAAUUGAAGUGGAGCUUGUUUUGCCAGUCUGCUGUGAAGUGAAAACUCUAAAUUCUCUACUUUUAUUGAUCCUUCAAGAAUUGAAAGCUCAGAGGAGUGGAAUAUGCUGUAUCCGGAUGAAUGUAUCUCAGUGCAAUUUCCAUUCCUUCCCACCACCACCACUACAACAAACCUGGAUCUAUUAACUGGUGCAUUUUGUCAUAAGUUAAUGAAAUGUCAAAAUUCUUGAUGUAUUAUGCAUUUAUUUAGAAUUAUUGUGGUUGGAAUAGGUAAAGGUUUUGUUACCAUUGAAAAUAAAGUUACUGAAGAAUGA